This is a messenger RNA of Xyrichtys novacula (pearly razorfish), 25319 nucleotides long. NCBI's taxonomy places the organism in Eukaryota, Metazoa, Chordata, Actinopteri, Labriformes, Labridae. The record is from the annotation of a GenBank genome assembly.
UGGAAGUUUCGUCCCGCCCUCCCAAAACAAGGGGAGCGAGGGCGCUGAAUUCCAGCCUCCUGAGCCGGGGUGAGGGCACAAACUUCACUCACUAGUCCUCUUCAGGAGCAGACCAGCACUGCGAGGUCAGAGACGCAAGGUAGGCGAUGAGACUUUUGUGGGUGCGAAUUAGUCGAUGUUGUCACGAGUUGAUGAAGCGGACAUUCAGGUUUCCAGUGAGCUACAAGUGUGUGCAGAAGUUAGUGUGUGAAGUCAGAUCAAUACUGUCAUGUUUUGAGCCUGUUUGAUUUGAGAGGAUAUCUUAUUCAUUGAAGUUAACGCUUUAAGGCUUCAAAAGUGACCAUUUCCUUCAGUUUUAACCUGUUCAAUCUGCAAAUAAUAGAAAUAAAUGUCGCUUUAUCACCACAGAUAACACCUAUACGCCCUCACUCUUACAGGAAAGUGUUCACUUUAUCAUUAUUUGCAUUGUUUUUCUUACUCAUUGGCAAUUUUGAAUGAGUAGUGUUUGAGUAUGUUGAGUAUUGAUUGUGCGUAACGUGUGCGCGCACUUGCAGGUCACAGUACGCAGAGGGAUAAAGGUCAGUUUUUGGCUACUGGGAUGGCAAGGCACACAGUCCCUGUUUGAGAUUCUUUGUUGGACUGAUAGCAGAACAAAUAACUCGGUAGAUCCACAGAGAGCAGCUCUACCGGGGUCUUCAGAGGGACAAUAAGCUGAGUUUCAUGCCCAGUCCAUCAAAUUUUCUUUGCAGGUGGUCUGUUGUCUGCGUUACAUUGCAGGCAAUCAUACGGAAUUGGGUUUUGUGAGUGUGCUCUGAAUGUUUAGUGAGAAUUCUUUUUUACAUGGAGACAGAGCUACUCAUGUUUUGUUCAUUUUAUGGAGUCAAUGAUAAUUCAGAGGGCAUCAAAUAUGUAUUUAUUUAUGUUCUACAUGUGUGGCCAGGUGCUCAAGCUAGAAAAAGAUUUUUAUUCAUGAGUGCACAGGCAUUCAGGCAGCCACACUUCAAAUAAGCAAGUUCCCAUGUCUCAUUAUUUUCUCAUCCAAUCCAGUAUUACAGCUCAUGCCUUGUCUGUUUCUGCGGAGGAAAAAAGUAAUCUGUCAAUGUUUGCUAACCUUUGCUGCCUCUCUUAUGGUGGGAAUUUACUCCAAGGGCAUGUAGUUUGGGAAAAAUGUGAUAAGAAAAUAGGUUGUGAAAGAGCACCGCAACCACAAACAUUUUUAGCAGGAAAACAAGUUUAUCAUAAAGAGUUUUUUUUUUCAUUCCCUCUCUCAUAUUGAGUCCUUUUUUAGCAUAAAAUGUCGCUUAAGUCUUUCAGGCUUGGCACAAGUGCAAGAGGGGAGGAAUAACAGGAAAAGUGAAAUAGAAAACACCUGGUUCUCUGAUUUGGAGUCACAUCACUUACUCACAGGAUCAAGUCAGUCAUAGUCUGAUUUCACGGUGCCACGCUGUCUUCAAAGAAUAUUAAGCUCUCUUCUGCACUUUACAUACAAGACUGUAGAUGGGUUAUAAAUAUCUGCUGUUGGUUUGCAUGAUAAUAGAUAUUUGUCAACCCUGUAAGAGUGCGGGUUGCCGGUACAGUUCAUGCUCCACAAGCAGAAAUGAAUUAUCGGCUCAGAUGACUGUAUUUGCACAAAAUUUGCACCAUUCAUCAGUCUUAUGUUUCAUGACGAUUCAGAUAAGAAUUAAGAAAAUAUUUUUGCAGCAAACGGUUUCAAAAGGGAGGGUUUGUUAUUUCAGUGUUUAUUUUUCAUCAGCUGAUAACUUUUGUUCAUUAGUAAUGCACUCAUUUCCAAAGUCAACCCACCCUUUGGCAAAAUUUUCCAUGUGCAAUCAAAUACAAACCGCAGCCUCCAGCUUUCCUGUGGUGCAAAAAGACCGCAGAUGGAAAAAAUGUACAAUCAGCAGGUGGUUAAAUUGAAGCAGACAGGUUUGAAUAUGGAAAGUGAUUUUGAUUGUACAAAUGAAACAUGAAAUAAACCUUUGAUAACUUUCACAGGCUGAAAGACAAGAAAUAUUUUUCUCAUCUGGAGUGAAAUCGAGCCUGAAGUGGCUUUCAUCCUGAAGACCUGCGCUGAGAUUUAAAUUUUUUAAAGUACUUUUGAAAGCAAGAUGGAUAAUCACAGGGCAUUAUUAUUUUUAUGUUGGAUGGUUCUGUUUAUGGACUCCUGUACAAGCCAAAGAGACUGCACAGGUGUGGACUGUCCUUCCCAGGACAACUGCAUUGAGACUGUUUUAGAGAAGGGUGCCUGCUGUCCCACCUGUACACAAAAGGGCUGCACCUGUGAGGGUUACCAGUACUACGACUGUAUCCAGGCAGGCUUCCGGAGGGGGAAAGUCCCAGAGGGAAAGUCUUACUUUGUGGAUUUUGGAAGCACUGAAUGCUCCUGUCCGCAGGGAGGAGGGAAGAUAGGCUGCCAUUUUAUCCCCUGCCCUGAAAUUUCCCCCAACUGCAUUGAUAUUUCCCAGCCUGCUGAUGGAUGUCCUCAAUGUAGACAAAUUGGUUGUACCCAUGGCAACAAGAAGUAUGAGGCGGGACACUCCUUCCAGUUAAAUAAAUGCCAAGUUUGCCACUGUCCAAAUGAAGGUGGAAGGUUAAUGUGCUCACCUAUCCCCGGCUGUAGCCUCCGCAGUUCUAAUAAGCCCUCAAGGGUUACAACUACUGAGAACAACAACCCUUUGAGAGACAUUAACAACCGUCAUGACAGGCAACAAACGACUUCUGUCGGACCACUUUCCAAGCUGGCACUGGGAAACACUUUACCACUGUACAAGCCGGACCCACCCAGUUUUGGCAGAGGGAAUUAUGACUACACGCAGGCAGGGCCAACAUCUUCCACCAUCCAAGAUUUGGCUCAGCCGCCGGAAUCUACUACAGCACCGGCACCUUCCUCAAAGUCAAGCUCCACUUCCUCCAGCUCCGGUGAUUACAGGAGACAGGAGUUGAGGGAAACACAGAGAAGCCCUCUUCCAGAGAGGAGCAGUCAGGCUGAGGACUCACAUCACACCGAUCCCACCACUACAGGUGCUCAGAGCGAAACAUCGACAACAUUAACUACAACAGCCACGGCGACCAUGGAGAACCAACAGCAGGCUGCUGAAAGGGUUGAAAGGCAUAACGGUGAAGGAAACACUUUGAAAGACACAGUACACUCGACCCGUGCAAACAAGGGGGCCAGGCACUCUGGCCAUCACAAACACAGUCAAGGCAGUCGCAUUGGGAACCAUGGUGGCUCCCGUACUGUAGGCCAUAAAGAGCGAGAGAAAGUGACUUCUGAGCGCAGACAGCACCCCAGUAGAGAGGAGCAGGGAUCCUACCCUACAAUACAGUUCAGCCCCACCAACAGAGCUCCAGUCAGGAUGAAAGAGGAUGGAGAGCAGCCUCAAAGACAACCCCAGACCCUCCUCAACUACCACACUCAGGAUGCAGAGGAGGAUGCUGAGAGUAAGUCAGAAUUUUCUUUUUUUAAUGGGGUGAGUUUUUCAUGCCUUUGUGAGGGGAGUGGAGCAGCGGGCAGAGCAGGAAACCGAGAUGAGAGAGCAAGGUAUGACAUUCAGCAAAGGGAUGUGAGGCCAGGCUGCCCGCUUUAGGGUCUAUAGCCUCAGUACAUGAAGCGUAUAAGUCAGCUGCUUGGCAAAACUGGCUAAGUCAGAAUAUCUUCCAAGUUUUUAGAAACUGUCUUAAAUUUCACAUCAUUCUUCAGUGGUGUGAAAUAACUUUAAUGGGGCUUCAUAAAUUCCUGGUUAAUGGACAAAAAUGUUAACAUUAUCAUUUAAUGGUGUGAUAUGAUUGUUUAAUUUGCAGGGUGUAAAGUCCUCACCUGUAGUAAUGUUAGCUGCAAAGUGGUUGAAUGGUGAUCUUAGGUGUUUCCUGAUGGUAGUUAAUGGGUUACCUUGACAUUUAGACCAAACUUAAGCCUCCCACCCUGAUCAUAACAUCAAGGGGGAAAAGGCCACCGUUCCAGUUUGCUUUAUUACAAUGUUAGCCCAUUGCUCUUUCAGGAGAUCGUUUCCUUUUCUCACAUCCUGCCUUUUGAGGUGGAAUUCUUAAUCGCUCUUUUCUAGCUGGCAGUGGUCCAGAAGAAACAAUCGUUCAUGAAGAGUCUGUUUUCCCUCGAUAGCAUUUAUCCACCCGAGCCACGAGACUACCACACUAAGUGUGUACUUAUUUUCAUACAUUCAGGUUGAAAGAAUCCUGCAUUUAUUCCUCUUGAGGGUUUUAAAUAGUAUGUAGCACACAGCCAGGCAGCAUAUUUACAUUAUCAUGCCUCCUCAUAUAUCCGAUAAACCCUGCAAGUGCUGCUGAAAAUUGCAAUUUAUCGUAUUUAUCCUCCUGUGAGCACUCUCUCCCCGCCUAUAUCCUUAUUGUGAUUCUCAAUAUGCGCUCAAACAGGUCAUCUCCCCUUUAGGGCAAACGGGCCAGUCUACCGCAGAGGAGAGAGCAGAUGAUGAAGUGAUAACAAGACUGUCUAGAAAAUGAGAAACACUGCUGUGUGAAGAAUAAGAAAUAAAACACCAUGUCUUAUUCCAAAAUGUAAAGUAAGGUUACAUUAAAUUAAAAAUUAAUAUACCCAUAAUCAAAUCUGGCGCCGUAAAAUCCUCAAAAUGUGUGAUGCUGUAGCUUAAAGGAAUAAUGUGAUUUUACACAGCCCCAUAACUGUGAAUGAUUAAUAAACUGCAGCCGAGGAAACCUAAUUAGAUCAUCACCUCCCUUACAGUAUGACUUUAUUGCUCAGGGUAGUCCCACAGUAUCCCAUGUUCCCUAUUAUUCUAAAAUAUGAAUGAGUUAAAUGUAUUAGGUCGUUUCAUUCCUAUUACCGCGUCAGUGAAUCUUUUGCAAAAGCGGAUUCGGCGAGGACUCUGAGAUCUCGUAUGAGGUGUUUUGUCCGGCAAACUGCAGUCUGUAGGCGUGUGGUUAACCUACUUUACAACACUAUGAUUUUUGUCCAGACCUGUCAGGGCUUUUCUUUCCUUUCAGCACCUGGCCCUCAUAGGUAUGUAUCGUUUAAGCUGAGCCCAUGUGUGAGGUGCUUCUGUCGGAGUGAACUCUAGAGGUACCUGUCAGGUACACUGAGUGGCAUAAAGUAAUAGACUUUCUGUCGCUGAUCACUGUGCCCCAUUCUGUUGAGGAGAGCUACGCGGCGAGGUCAAGUCUGGGUAAAAUGUGAAACUGUGUGUGAGCACCAGAACAAGAGGAAAAAAACUUGAGUUUUCUCUGACUAACUUUCUCCAAGGUUUUUCCAAACAGCUCAUAAGUGCAUUAGGAUGAAGUCCAGCUCUUUUAGUUGGGAGUUACAGCUUCACAGAAGAAGUUCUUCUGAGUUGAAAAUAGAAGUAUUUUUGUCCUGGUAUGAGGAGCUAGAACUAACUGGUCUUGCUGUAAGGGUUCACUGGUGGAGGUCACUAGACUGGGGGAAGAUUUCCAGAGCGGUGACAUGUUCAAGCACAUACAGGAAAAAACCCAGCUGAUAAGGAGCUUGACUAAUGCCUGUUAUUGAUGCCAUUAGCUGAGAAUACCAGAGAUAUUCAAAGAGGGGAAAAAAAGGGAGAAAGUAAGCACAACAAGAAUAAAACCAUUUUUCUCUCAACAUAAACAAGCUUCCGUUUGUAGUGGAACAGAGCCUGAAAUGUUCUCUUUUCAGUCAAUAGCUCCUGCUUGUUUGCCCUCUCUCUCACUUUCCAACCAGACAUAGCUUGUGCUCGGAAGGGGGAUGGGAUUGUUUGGGCUUUUUUGAUGCCGGGCUGGACCUGGUAUAGGAUUUCUUUGGGGGGUUGUACCUGUGAGCAGCAUAAUACCCAUGUGAUGAAUGAGAGCACUGUUGUGGCUUGAUUGCCAGACGCUACUCACCGCUCCCACAUGAGCCGCUGUGAUUACCCGUCUCCCGUGAGGCUGCUGGUUUCCCAAUCUUCCCAGUAAUCACUUCAUCUGAAGCACACCUCCACGUGUUCUCCUUGCAGUUACUCCUCUUCCUACUUCAUCAAACUCGAACUACAAUAUUGACUUGAAUUGGAAGAGUGCUUGUUUUCUAAUCUACAGCACCGUCACAGCAUGCUGCAUAUGGGAGUGGGCUGAUCAGAUGUAUAAUUUUCCUCAGGAUGAGAGGGAGGGUGAAUUCCAGAGCUGGCCAUGUGAGAGCUUUUUUUUUUCUUCUUCCUCCUGUACCACCACCACCAGUGUUAAAAACAGUGUGAAGAAGAAAGCUCAUCUCGGUUAAUCUGGGGUGCCUUUCAGGUCAUUUCCAGGAAUUUGGCGUAUCUCCUACUCACAAACACAGCCCUACUGAAAAACCACCAGAUCCACUUGUUGCCUGUGCUUACAAAUUAAAAUAAACAUCUGCUCCAAAUGCAGGAAACCACUCAUAAAAGAAACCCACUGCAUGGUAAUAAAUUAGAACCAAAUAACAGAUCUGCUGCGGCUGUAAACAGAUGUUGACAGCUGACAAAGCAAACAGUUUCUUAUACAAACACACUGCAUCACUUAGACUAUUUACUCAUUUGUGAAUGUUGCGUUAAAUGUUGUUAACUUUGAUAUUUUUGCGUCUCAGCUUGACAUAAUUAAAGCAAAAAUGCUGAACAUCAUUAUCUGUCUGACAGUAACAGCUGUAGACUGUUAUUUCAGCUCAGCCUCCAUCUUGAACAGCAAACACAGUAUAUUUUUAACAGGUGGAUCAUGGGUUUUGCCAAUUUAAAAAGAUUCAAUGCAACCGCACUUUUGUUUGGCAUGUUUGGUUUUCUGAUUUAACUUAAGAAAAUGAAACAAAGUGGGGAAAAUAGCAGCGUUUAGAGAGACUGGUGAGUGAUGGAGACUGUAGUUGUAGGUAAUCCUCUGGUAUCCUCUUAUCCAGAAAGUCUUGUUGUCGUCCCUCUUGUGACAGCAGCAUCUCUCGUCUUGUGGUCCUGGGCUCCUGGUUUAGACACCUGUAUCAAUAUGUUGCUUGAGAUCCCCCUUGCUCUUGGUUUUUCCCUCUUUCCCUUUCUAUGCCUUCGUAAUGAGAGGAAAUAGUGUUUUCUCAAGAUUUAUCCCUGUUGUUUGGUAGAGCUGACCCAGUAUUCAGCUUGUUUCUCAACAUUGGGGUUAAGCUGGCUAUCAUCCCCUGCAGGUAGUAGACAAGUAUGUGAUGGAGCCCCAUUUAAAUAGAGUAAAAUGAGAAUUGUUAAAUAAAUAUGAAUGCCUCAUGGAUAUAAUUAUUUGUAAUGCAGAAAUAAGUUGCUUUUAAUUGGAUUUGCGGAGCUCUAAAACCAGCUGAUUAGAUAAUAAUAGGCCUCAGUGUUAUUUUUAUCCAUUUGUCCAGAAAUUGGGAUUUGGGCGGAUUUCCUUUGGCAAAAACACAAAUCAGAUUUCCUGUUUUUUUUUUUAACAUACUAGGAAUACAUAAGACAUAACAAGGUAGAAAACAGGUUCAGAUUACAGGACUUUGGCUGAUAUUUUGGUCAGACUUGUGCCAAAGGAUGUAUUUAACUAGUUUAAUAUGCAAAAAAUGGUCCUAAAAACUGAUGUGAGGUUGUUUAGAUUGUUAAGAUUCUCAUGACUGUGGAAACAUCUUUUGGAAAGACCGGCUAGACGCUGUUUUAAUUCCAAGGAUCAACAUUGGGAAGUCCUGGCGUCCUUGUACCUAGGUGUUUCAUCAUCUUAUCUAACCACAAAGACGUGUCAUUUGUUUGGAAGUUUCCACAUGAACCAUCAAAGAUUGAGUUCGAUGAGCUCACAUUGACUAACUUUAACCUUGAUUAACACCACAAAAAUAUGCAUCACAUGACUUCUGGCUUACAGCCUGGGGGGGGGAUUAUGUUGUCAAUAAUUGAAACCUGAUUUGGCCUUUUUUGAAGAUGAAGUCAUAGUGACAGCAGGGGAGCCCUCCCUGUUAUGUCACAGCCAGCUGUUCUUGGACAGUGAUUAUGUGUUUCGACAGACACGAUAUCUUUUCAAGUACCCGUGCUGGAGGUGAGAGGAACGAUGUCACCCCCUCCUUAGCUCCACACAUGCCUGCACACACUCGUACACACACACACGCGGAUGAUGCUUUAAGCUUUCAUCAUCAAUCAUCUGACAUGUUCAUGUUUGUAUGUCAUGGACCUUCGGUGUGCACUGUUAUUCACAUGGUUGGUCCUGUUCUCUCCAGCCCCUCUGUAUUGUAAAUCACUGCCAAGUCCACAAAAGUAAAGACACAUGCGCUUUGAUUAGUGGCAGCUCACCGCUUUAUGACACCUCCGGACAUGUUCAGAGCUGUUCCCCCCCUUUUCGGUUGUUAUCCCUGCGCCGUAUUUGCGGAGGGAGUGAUGUCACCAGUUUUGGAUUUAGACAAGAGCAAAGCGUCUGGUGUCAGUGCCCCUCACGACCAAAUAUAAUGACAGGCCUGGAACAGAAAGAUGCUCCACCUUUCAAGUGUGUUUUUUCAACAUCUCCAUUUUUGCAAGUGCAGUAAAUCAGCCGAGCUAAUUAUUGCACAGCUCGGAGUGGAACAGGUUGUGAUCUUGGCUUAAUUAGAAGGUCUGUCAAAGAGACAGGAAGAGAUCUGGUUCGACUAUGAUACAGCUCAGCUACGGUAGUUUGUCAUUGUUACAUCCUGCGGUUUGUCUUCGGUGUGAGAAAAAGAAAUCCGCUCAAUCCUCUGAUGAAGAGCUGCAUGUAUGUGUUAACUCUGCAUGCAUCUCACUUUCUGUAGAAAUUAGUAUAAUGUUAUGGGAGAAUGAACUGAUUCAACCUGAAGAAAAUGAAAGGAGUGAAUAAUUAUAACUCUGUCUUUUUAAUAUACAUUCACUCAGGUUCAAAGGGACUUCUUGUUUAACUGCAUGGCUGGCACAGAUUCUGUAGUUAUGUUUCAAAGAGUCAUUGUGCCUGCAAGGUUUAGAUCCUCUCUUUUCUAAACCUUUAAAUCAUGCACGCCGCAGCAGCAGCAGCAGCAGUCGGCUCUAUCCUCAGAGUAAUUGCUUUGGUCUUCUUAUGUAUUGAGAAGUCAAGGAGAGGUAUUUAGACAGAAAUAAAGUGGAUCUGGAAGUUAAGACAAGAAUGACCUUGCGAAAGUCUUCGCCGUCUGUGUUGGACUUCAUCUGCUUAGAAAUGCAGUGAGGUGUCUGUUCGGCCUUUUGUCUGUGUGACCUGCACACACAUUAAAAGCUUGUAACACGCUGGAACAAACCAUGCUAUGUGAGACCAAUCAGUUCGAGAGGCUAAUCAAUUUUAAGAGGUUAUUUGUGUGGUUUUUAGCCGCAAUGUCAUUCUGUCUGACAAUUAUCUGGUCAAUUUUUUCCAGACUGAAAUUCGAGUGAUCAUCAAUGACAUUUUGAGAAACGUUCAAAGCCACAAGGGAUGAACCCUAAUGACUUAUGGGAUCCCCUAGAUUUCCCUCUAGUACCACCAGUAGAUUCACGUUUUCUAUAAUAGUCUGGUAUGCUAAGCUGAGUUAAUACAAACAGCAGCCUCUGGUUUGAAUACAUAAAGCCGAUGCAGAGGUGCAAAAACCUGCAGUCCCUUAAAUGCUCUCUUGAUAAGCAAAGAAAACCCCAUGAGAGCUUAUAAAUUGACCUUUUUUGCAGCCAUUAGAAUCAUGUUUAAUCAGCCCAGUAUAUAUAUAUAUAUAAAACACUGCUUUUUCUCCCUAUGUCUCAUUUCUUUUUUCAUUACAACUCUACAGAGAGCGAAUACUUUUUCAAGCUCAUAUAAAACAGAGCUAAGUAUAUUAGGACCAGAAUUGGACAUGACUGAUUUGACUGAGGUGAAGAUAUCCCCCCAAGUUAUGUAAAAAAAUAAUAAGUUGUUGUGAUUUAACCAACUGCUUUGAUUCUGCACUGAUCCAGAGUGAAGUUAAUAAACAUGUUUAUCGCUUUUUUUGUCCUAAUUGCACUUUGUAGACGGUCCCUUGGCUAGCUGUGCGUAGAGGCUUGUCAUUUUCACCCAAAUUAAGAUAUUAAUCGAUAGUAAUGAGUGUAAAUAUUUGCCAGUGCAGCAGGUCAGCACUUCAACUAGUCAUCUGUAUUUUAAGGAACUUAUCAAGAUAAUGUUGGCUUGAUAAAAACUGUUGUAAAACUCAUAUUCGAAGCUGUCAGGUAAAGGAAAUUAGACUUUGAAAGAUUAGAAGUUUUUAGUGUAGAUGUUAUUCAAUCAAUCUUAUGAAUAAAACAGAAGGUCAGAUUUUAAAAACCUUAAAAAAGCUUCUUAAAUACUGUAACUUGAGUGAAUGUAAAAGUAAUAAGUCACUCCCCUGCCCCAACUGUGCUCAAGGAGAAGUUAGCGUGCUCACAUAAGCAUUUACCUCAAAGUAACUGCAAGCAUGGCUUCAGGUCAAGGUCAUAAUAUGCUCUCUGUUCUGCGCUGGUAUUGCCCUGAAGCUGCAGCUUGAAAGACAGCAUUUGCCAUAUGAAACAGUAACUGAAUACUCUGUUUAGUUCAACUUUCAAUGUAAAGCAGUGAUAAAAGUCUAAAAGUAUGUUAUUAUAUCAUAUCAGUAGAUCAGUCAUGGUUUGCUAAAGUUGAAACAUCCAUCCCUCAGUCAACUAUUUCAAAAAUAUGUAUUUUACUGUGUGUACAUCCAACAUUGUAACCUGUCUGGUGUUCCUGAUGAAGGUGAAGACAUGGUUGUCAUGAGUUUCCCCUCUUCUACAGUCGUACAGGGGCCACAAAUCAAAGCAGGAAUGCACUGCCCUGUUAUUGAAGUAACACAUGUACAUUUCUCCUGUAAACUGGAUAAUGUGUUUUUUUGCCCCGUCUGCUCCCUGACCCAGUUUAGAAUGAAGUGCUAAUUUUUACUUGCUCACUCUGACCCUGCUUUUUCUUUGCUAGGAUGUGACUGUUUUACUCUGAAGGUAAUUUUAAAGAGGAUUAGGGUUUUAUAUUUGUUCCUGCCAAUGAAAAAUGAGAGCAGAGUCAAGGAACACAGAUUUUACCCUUAACAUGCAAGCAGCUCUAAAUCUACCUCUGUGACUAGUAUAAUAACUGGAUUUUACAGCAUCAUAUAUGAAGUCGCUAAAUAUCUCCCACCUGGAUUUACAUUGUGAAAUAUGAAUUAUGAAACACUGUCUGUGCUGACCGCUGAGUGGGUUAACUCUGCAACCGUGUGUUUGCGUUUCAUUAUAUAGUGUCUGCCAAGGAGCUGGUGGUGACCUGCUGCGAGACAGGAGAGAAAUGGGCUUCGGCUAAUGGUCACUGCAACGACAUGGAGCCACCCACAAGAGAUAGGCACUCCAUCUGCUGGUAAGGUCAUAAUUAAACGCCCAUUCAUGCCAUUUGGCUCUGCAGACAGUCAAUCAUCUUAUUUAUGUGAAUAGGUAAGCCGUUUAUCUGCAUCAUUAGACAUACCAACAAGAUGAUUUGAGGAUGGGUGAUUAGAAUGACAUCAUGACUAAUAAUUGCCGUUAUUAUGAGGUGUUAUCUCAAAUGAUCUGUCACAUGAUAACCCCUUAUUCAUAGAAACCAUGACUGGUAAAUUACUUUGGUUUCAGUCUCUCCCCUAAUUCAAUUUAACAGCCAGACACUCCUUGUCGCUGUAGGGCCGCAGUUGCAGUCCAAAACACUUGUGCAGACCUCUCUCUUGUGUGCUUUUCUCUGCCAGGACUGCCCAACAACAGUGCUGCCUUGGUUCCCUGAGAGAAAAUCAGUGCUUGGCCGGGAUGAAUGCCGCCAAAGCUGGUAAUAUGUGCGGCGAUGCCAGUGAUAAAUGCGAGAUCAAUUCCUACGAGGCAAGUAUUUGUGACCAGACAGCAAAGGGCAGAAACAGUUCACUGGGUUCACAAACUUAACCGCAUUGUAAACUUCAAAUUAAGCCUGAUACAGGACGAAUUAGUCUCUGAUAAAUGAGUUAGUCAGCAGAAUUGAAAACACGUGUAGCUGCUACCUGUUUGUAGCCAGAAAAUUCUCUCUGCAGCAACUUUUCUCAAGAUAUCUCCUCUGAGUGUUACUACUCUGGGGCCAAUUCCCUGUUAUUUAAUUAGCUUAUUCUGUUAAGACUAAAUGAUUAAGCGCUAAUUACAAGUGAAAAUUCCCACAGUCCUUUAGCUCUACUUUUCCAUCUCCAAAGCAGACUUGAACAUCAGUCCCCCUCUGAAAUUAUGGAGCCACAGACUGAUAAUUGAUGUCGUUAAACUCCAGUAUCUGUAGACACAAGGCUAAUAUGGACACUAAUGAGGGUAAAGUCAUACAGUUUCUCAAAGCCACCCGUUUGCCAUCCGACCUCAAAGUGGAGGGAUACACACUUACUUGCCCUGAGGCCCCCUGAGCAGCAAGGGGCCGUUAUUGACUCUGUGCAGCAGUUCAGCUGUUAAAUAUCGCCUUUCACCACCUUUCUGUAGCACCCCUGCAGAUUUAGUGAUAUUAGGCCAUCUACAGCCACUGCACAUCACAGUGGUCAUUACCUCAGUUUUAUGUUUCGCCCUGACCCCCUGCACUCCAAGUGCUGAUCUUGCUGAGAGCUGUGGAGGUAAACAGAGUGAGAGGCUGUUUAACCACCGAAGUUGGAUUCAUCAAAUUUAGAGUUCAGCUGCACCGGUGGCUUUGACAAUUAAGCUCAGUAAACCUGCAGCUUGGGUUAACGCUGAUAUCCGGUAAUUAAAAUUGAAUGUUGUUACCUUUUAAAAGUAAUAUGUUAGAUUUAAAACCUUGAAAAAUUGUACAGUCAAGCAGAAAAUGAAUUAAAAUUUGAAGUACUAAUUUAACCGCGGUACAAGGGCAAGAUUCAAAGAUUUAUUAACCAUGAAAAUUAACAACUACAUUUACUUUAAGACUAUAAUCAGAGCUCGCUGUGGGAAUUCAAAGUUGUACCUCCUCUCUUGGAGCUGAUUUUGACUUAAGUGUUUUCAGCAAAUAACCUCACCCUGCUUUGUUUUAGUAGUCAAACACAUGACCUAAUCUGUGCCAUGGAAAAUGUAAUAAAAAAAAGGGUGUUUCAGCAGGAUGCUGGUCAGUAUGACUGGUACCUGCUCCCUGCUCGUGGUCUCUGACUUUAAAAAUAAAAGUAAAAAUAGACACAGUUAAUGGGACUUCCUUAUUUUAUGCUGAUGGUGUUGUUUGCACUUGUAGUUCAUGAGCAGGUAUCAGGUUGGAUUUCAGGCUGUUUCAUAGAGUUAAAAACUUAAUACAGGAGCUUUAAGUAUUUUACAGCUUGAAUAUUAUUUAAUCUGGCGGGAGAUUUUAUACUUUUACUGGAGUAUAAAUCAGUUUUUCCUCUACAUUUAUUGAUAACUUGAGUUACUAUGGGCUUUAAGAUUAAUAACAGAAAAACUGUCAAUAUAUUUCAUGAGAAAAUGACAUUUUAGAAACAGAGACAGACAGUCAAAGGAGCACAGCAGUAUAUAAAGUACUGAAAAUAGGUCCAACCUUAACUAUCCACAUUAUUACUGAGAUGUUCACACUUAUUGAUACAUUCAAGACUCUGCAGGGGUCAUAAUCUCAUGUGAAAGAGUUCAACAAAAGUAAAAGAACACAAAAUAUAGACCUAACUUCAAAUUUCAAAAUAAAAGGCAAACAAAAACUUUCAAAUGUCCAGCAAAAAGGGGAAAUACAGAGACUAUAUACACAUAGGGAAAUGAGCAACAGGUGAGAAAGACGAGAAACAGGUGAAACUGAUGAUUAAUCAAAAAAGGGGGAAAACCAAGGUAGUAAAAUUUUGACCUACACACAAGAAAAAAUAAAUCAGGAACAUUGGAAACUGAGGUGGGGAGUAAAAUAUGGAAAACACAAGGACAACAGGAACAUACUGUAAGUAUAAUGAAUACAGGAGCACAGAAAGAAAUACAGGAAAAUACAAAACAAAGACAAAACUAAACAGAGUGAACCCGUCAUGACUUGUUGUUUCUUAUUCAUACUUUUACUUCUGGUGCUUUUGGCAGCAUUUUGAUACAAAGAGUAUUGCUUAUUUGAAGAAAAUACUUGCUGCAUCUGUGAGAAUGAUCAGAGUCAUUUAAAUUCACUUACUAGACAAAAUGACUAGAGGUACUCAAUUUAUAGCAAAUCAUUCAGUUCUGAGACAUUUUACUAUAAAUCGCUUAUUGCUGCAGAAAAAAAGUGGGUGAAACAGCAAAGUAAGCAAACAUCUGUGGACCUUGGGAUUGCUAAAUAAUAUGGCAAUAAAUAAUGGCAAUCUAUCUGAUGGUUAUCGCAGUAUUUCUGUGUGCGGUCUCCAGUAGCAUGACUAGAAUAAAACAUUACCUGCAGCAUCUAGAACAGUGUUAUCUUUUCUAUUUAAUUGGAUAAAUAUGCUAAUCUGUGCAUGCAAGUAUUUAUAAAUGUUUACCAACUACAGCUGCUACGCACAUGAAACAUGAGUGCUCGUGUUGUGACCUUGCAGGAGUGCUGUGACUGCUGCUCUCUGGGACUGCAGUUCCGCAGAGAGGGGCUUCACUGUGAAGCCCACCAGUACCUGGGCUUCCACUGCAGACACGUCUUCCUAACCUGCUGCGAGGGUGAAGGGACCGGAGCUGGUGGUCAGGAUGGCCGGCACCCUGUUAGAGUAAAGCCUGCUGUCAACAUUACUACACCUCCAAAAAAAGGUACAGGCUGCAAUUAUCCACACAAGUCAAAAACUGUGCAGGAAAAGGGCUUUUGUCGGGUUGGAGCAUGCUGCACACACACACACACUCACACACUCUUACACACACACACACAAGUCCUCUGCCAGGGAAAAGUCCAGACUGAAACCUAAGACAAUCAAUUUUCUUUAUACUAGCUGUUAGAGGAGCAUGGUAGCAAGAUCCUCCAACCUUGCUGAGAAAUGGCUCGCCUCAUUGGCCUCCCAGAACAAAGUAUAAUGGACCAAGUCACCUCUGUACUGCGAGUCUCUAGAGCCUGUGUGACUCUGCACAGCACUGUGGUAAAUCCUUUUCGACGUCCAGGAUGCAGCUGGUGAUAUUCUAAGUCCGACUGAUUCUGCACCAGAAUUUGAUCAGGAUGUUUUCCAUCUUUAUGCACAUUUAAUUUUUGUAUAUUUCCUUAUCUACUGGUGCAUCAACAAGACAGAAAAAAUCCUCUUUUCGAGAAACUGACAGAAAAUAUCUCUGUGCAUCUUGUUAUGUUGUGGUUUUUCAACAGCCUUUGUAUGCAGGAGCAUUCCGAACUUGUGCACAAUGUGAACAAUUUGGCAUAUUGCUGCAUGUUUGUCCUUGCACAAAUAAAUACUACACUUAAACAAAUGAGAGAGGAAAUCCUCCCGAUGUGUUUUCCUUUCCAUUGAGGAAAUGAACUUUUUUUGCGUUUUCAAAUCAUCGCACAGUUUUGUCGCCCUGAGAGAACAACAGCCCCUCUCUCCCUCCAUGUGCCGCAGUGUCUGACAGUCCAUACCCUAAAGAAGCCUUCUCCAUCGGGGAGGAGCGGGAUGGGGAAAACACAGUGGAGGUGGAGGACAUGGACGAAUGCCUGAUAUACGAGGGCAACAUCUGCCACCACAGAUGUAUCAACACUCCAGGCUCCUUCCGGUGCGAGUGCUUCCCUGGCUACGUGCUGCAGGAGGACGCUUUCACUUGUGCCCUAGGUAAAGAGAAGACCACCAAAGUUGUUGUUUUGUCUCACAGCGUGAACAGACAUUUCCACUUGUGAUGCCUGAGCACAGGAAAGAGACUCUCUCUGUGUGUCAUUUGCUCUUUGAUUUAAGAUUUAUAGUCUGCUCUCCCGUCAGGAAGACCCCAUUUGAUAUAAUUUGUCUACACAUCCACGGUGUAUUAUUUUCCUGCUCUGUGUGGGUUCCUUCCUGUCUGCUGGGUCUGAUACUGCCUAAUAAUAGUUGUUCUAAUCACACACCAACAUCCCUUUCCUGGACUGACAGCAAUGCUAAGCUAAUCUCAUCCCUCCUGUUGUCAGAAGGCUUUUACAGCAGAAGAAAACAUUUUCUCUGCUUCGUAUGAAGUGAUUCAACGUCUGCUCGGAUGAUCAGUUUGGAAAUAUUUCUCAUGUGAUGCUGUGUGACAUUUCUGCAGUGCACCAGACUUUAAUCAACAGUUGCUUUCGCCUACAUGAGCCUGUCCCAACAGGAUUCUAAUGCCAGAGCUCCCUGCAAAUUACAGUGAAGGAUGGGGCUGACUAAUAAAACCAAAUGUUUGUCUGCGGGCAGUGUGUUUUUUCCUGCCUCACCUUCACAACUAUAACAGCUUUCAUCUUUCGCCGCAGUUCCUAGUUUGCAGCAUGGAAAUGGAGAAACUCCACAAGGUUAAAGCCUCUAACUAAAGCAGGCUGUAGAUGGAGAGGAGAGAUUCUUGAUUACAGUGUAAUUCAUCGCCUCUGUGAUGUGAUUAUUCAUGUUCCUGCAGAGUCGACGGAUGAGGAGAACAGGCUGAAAGAGGACGGCAGAGUGGCGGAGGAGCCCACUUCAACGCUUCCACCUCCCACCCAGCAAUCUGUCCUACUCAACCCCUGCGAAGGUUAGAAACAUACCUUGUAAUGAGGGGAGCUUCAAUGAGCACUUUCAUUCAUCCUUGUGUCAUUAUCAAACACUGGAACACGCAUCUAAAUGUAGUCCAGGCCAGCACAGUCUGUUAAGUGCUGAUAAACUAUUAUUCCCAUUUCUUCUUUUGCUCGUAAUCGAAUCGCGCUUUAAAUGUCAAACACAAACAGCGAGAUGUUAUCAAAGGUUAGUUUUGUUUUCAGCAUCAGCCACUCAUUCUCACCAGUUCCCGAUGUCAUAAUCUGCUCAGGGUCACACUUUUGUUCCUCUUGUUUGGUUUCCAUGACAGCAGGGUGGAGGUCUACUACAUCGUGGGCCAAAAAGUAGGAAAUACAAUAUAACAAGGUCAGGGAUCAAUCUGGAAACGGGAAAUGAGUCAAGACAAAUGCAGUAAAUAAUGUCUUUGUAUUUCAUCCAGAGCCCCAAAUUCUCCCUCUCCUGUUUCAAUCUGAACACUUUCAUGUGAAGCACUUAAUUAUAUUUCAUUUGACCUCACUGUAAAGUAUUAUUUUCCAGGGAACAGCCCAUGUGAGCAACACUGUACCUCAGCUGGGGGAAGGCCGCAGUGCUCUUGUUUCCCCGGAUUCUCCCUAAUGGUUGACGGACGCUCCUGUGAGGGUAAGAAACCUGCAUCGCAACCAAAGUCGAGCAAGAAACGUCUUGAAAUUCGAGCCAAUUUUUCAUUUUUCUUUCUGAGUGAGAGGAGUUGCGUUUCAGUCGAGGAGAAUUUCUUGGCACUGAGUUUUCUCUGAUCAGCGCCCAUAGAUUUUUCGAGGAGAUACAGCCCUAAUCCCCUUCAUUCUCAGCUGCACACUGUGGUGCUGACAAAAUGCAUCAUCGCAGAAUAUCUGAGCGAAAUCAUCCUAGAUAUUUCUCCUACUUUCGCUCAGAACGCUGUCGGACUAAUUGUUGUAUCAUGAGGCAGAUCAGCUGCUGCCCUGAGCGUCCACGCUGCGUCUUUGGGGAUGUUUCUAUUAGUAAGGUCGUAACCAUUGGUUUGUUUCCAGUUUGACAGCAACAAACUGUGGCAGUGUCAUAAAGAGAGACUCCUCGUGGUGACAAAUUUCUCAUCGUUUGGAUGUUAUACCCUCUGGCCUUGUCCAUAAUCCUCCACCCCCUAGAGGAUGGUCUGACCUGUCUCUUUAAUCUGCGUCUGUUUCAAACCGACCACAGGCCCUGCCUCCUCUCUCCAAAAGAUAUUCAUCCACGAGCUUCUUCUCUGCACUUUUCAUCAUUUAUUCUCUUUAUGCGCUCUGACACAUUUGUCUUGUAUUCUUCUUUUUUUUUUUAAACCUCCAGAUAUAAAUGAGUGUUUGUCCGCGCAUGCCUGCCAGCUGAAUGAGCGCUGCAUGAAUACGGCUGGGAGUUACAUCUGUCAGAGACUGAUCACCUGUCCCCCAGGACACCAGAUCAACAAUGACAUCUGUGAAGGUACACAGCGCCUUAUCAGCGCCAAACGACUCACUUCCUUCGCAGUAAAUAUGUUGUAGAUACCAGCCGAGCAUUUGUUUUACAGCAUGUUCACAAUCUAAGGAAGGCACAUUGUUCAGGCAAACAAUCGCCUUCACCCUCCUGCAGAAGGAGCAUUCAAAAUGAUUUUUUUCUGCGGCUCUCCUCAUCCAGAGAUCAUGCAAAGUCACAUCCAAGUCCUCAUAAAUGGAGUAGUCAGGAGGAAUCCUUGUGCAGAGAGCUAUUUUGCUUGUGUUUGCUUGCUGUUAACUCUCAGUAUAAAGAGCUGCCUGGCCUCAUGAGUGGGUGGUGUCCAACUUUUAGGCGCAGUAGUAAACCUCCCAAUACGUCUCAUUAUUUUCAUGCACCAUAAAUUUGGUCGGUGCAGAGGGCUCAUUCAUAAAGCAGCAGCAGUGCUCAGGCAGAAAGGACCCCUCAGAUGACUUUUAGCCUGAUGUGCUGUUUGCCUCUGCAGAUGGUUUUCUCUGGGCUCACUUAAGGAGACCCGGCUAAUGUGCAGCUACUCCUGAACUUAAGGAAUGUUUAAUCAGGCUAAAUGAGAAUUUAACAAGAAUGUAUGUUUAACAGUAAGACGCCUAACAGCUGCUGCUGCUUAGCAUCCUACUGCACAACCUACUCCCUAGUCAUGACUUACAAAGAGACCAUAAUUAAAUGUUUUUUUUUUCUCUUCUCUCAAAUGAAGCCAAGUCACUAAACGAAAAGAAACUGCAUCUUUUUCCACUUCUCUGAGCGAAAUGAAUCCAUUACUACCAUAAAUUACCAUCUACCACCCUGCAUCAGUAUCUACUGUCUCUGAAACCAUAAGCGUUAAGCAGUCUUAGUGUAGAAAUCUCAUCUUAGUGAAGCUCAGAUGACACCAUUCGAUGUAGCCUAGCAUAGAGAGAGAACUAUUCAUUAUAUCAAUGGAUAUAAUGAAAACAAGAGUAAUAGAUAUACAGUGGUGGACUUCUUUUAUGCUUCUGCAGGUCAUUUUCUCAGAUACAGAUAAGAUACUGUAUAAAAGCAUACAGAAAAAUCAAAUAGAAGCAAACACAGUCCUCAUUCUGUAGCCAUGCUAGCUGCUAGCUUGUGGGGUUGUCUUUUGGGUCAGAGUGCUAAAAGAUAAACAUCAUCUAUCACAAUACUUUCGCCAAUAUUAGCCAAAUUAUACAUUUUAUAUGAUGAUGGUACUAGAUUAAAGGUUGGAGUUUUUUUUAGUUUUUGUACUGAGUCCUGAGGGUGAAUUUAAAUCUUUCAACCAAUUCAUUUGGAAUGAAAGUGAGAAAUUAGCUGUCGAGUUUGGCUUCACUGAAAAAUACAGCAUUUCACCUCAUGGUGGUGCUAGAGAGGAAAAAUUAAGAGGAUAGUCAAAAUUAUUAAUCGCCUGGUAUGUUAAAAAUAAAUAAAUACUUGUAGCUUCAAAGCAGCUGUUGAGCAAUUUGUAUCUGAGGAAUAAGUGGUGGGAAACAGAGCUAAAGCUAACACACCCAAAUAAUAAACACUAUUCUGAUGGCAUUUCUAUUUAUUAAUUUUACAGAUAGUAUACAGAAGACAUCUUACAGCAAAAUAUAUAAAAACAUUAAAAGCAGUGCCAUGAUCAGAGAUAAUGUAUCUGCAGUUACUACCUCCCAUAAUGCAUCAUAAGAACAUUUAUAACAACCUCUAUAAGUGUUUAUAGGUAUUCAUAACAGCUUAAAGUAAUGUUGACAGAGUGCUAUAAGAAGUGAGGUGAGCAUAGUGGUUUUAAAGGUGUAGUUUGUAAUGCAAUAUGAAUAUCUUCCCCUCCUUCCUGGCUCUUCUCUUCUCUCUCGCUCUCUCUCUCUCUCUCACUCUGCUCCUGUCUAUGUUGCCAGGCUUGUGUCAGGAGGAAGAAGCUCAGUCACCCUUUUUACUGUUUGGAGUCCUGUCUUAUAACAGCAGGCAGCUCUCCUGUACUGCCUUUAGGCCUCCAUACAGCAAUUACUGCAGCUACACUUAAGUCUCUCAUCCGUCACUCAUACAUACACAUCAUGCACAUACACGGGUGUUAAACUUACGCACCUCGUUUUGGUUCUUUUGAGGUUAUGAUUUCCCUCCAGCGUUGGUUAAUGCUACACAACAGAUGUGCGAGCUUGAUUGGCAGAAAGAGAAUCUCGAGUAGACCGGUUUCAGAGGACUCUGUGGAUAUAUAUAUAUGGAAAUGUAAAUUCUCACACUGCAAAAGGGAACUACUGCAUGUGGCUCCUCUCAGUUUGACUCCAUUGAUUAGACGUAUUUACCUAGGUGAAAUAAUAACCUCAUUCAGACCGCUCUCAUUGUAGAAAGAGGAAUGAGUUUAGAUAAUGCUCCUUUGCUGUGAAACAAUUGUUUCACUCCUGAUUAACCUCUGGAGAGGAUUGAUUAGGGAUGCUGUAUAAUAGAUGAACAGCAGUCAAAUUGAGUCGCUGUACACUCAGCCACUUAACCACAGUGCCAUCUGGUGGUAGAAUGUGGCAUUGCAUGGGUAUAUUUUAUAACCUGGAUGUUUUUAGUGAAGUAUUAGACUGAAAUAAAUAUGUAAUUUGUGUUUAAUUUUCAUUCAUUACUUUUCAGCUAAUGUUACUCUUUUUUCAGAUAUCAAUGAGUGCGUGCAGCAGAGUCAUAACUGUGGAUCUGGGUUUGAGUGCGUGAACACACAGGGCUCGUUUAGGUGCAACCCCAGACCUCAUUGCUCUGUGGGUUACAACCGGGACUCACAGGGUGUAUGCAUGGGUAAGUAAAAUUACACUUCAGAGGGAUGGAUGGACGGUUAUUGAAAGUCACAUGUUUAAUUUUUUCAGUAUUUUUUGUGCUACAGAGUGAAAGAAACAACUUGAAGAGUGUUUUUUUGGACAUCCCUCUUAGAUAUGUUCCACUUGACAUAGAUAUUCAAAAAAGCAAAGCGUCUCUUGUCUCGUUGUGUAUUACAGAAAUCAUUAAUUUUAUUAUUAGAGAUGUAUUAUCUCUUCAAACCCCAAGUGUGUGACCCAGAACGAGCACACAAUUUACCCACAGUUGAAUGGAGGUCCACGGAAAUACAAGGGUGUACACCGUGCAGGUGAAUCGGCACGGCUGCAGUGUCAGAGGGGUUAAAUGCCACACAGACAGGAGAUCAGAGAAGUUGCUGUUAGGGGCUGCAGAAGGGGUGGAUAAAAGCCAAUCCUCUGUCCUCCUCCAGUACAAACUGAUGCUGUGGAAUUAGCCCCCAGGGGCAGGAACUGAGGCAUGUCGAGGCAGCCGACGCCCCUGUAAAAAGAAGUGUAAAAGAAUUGCUCUGAGAUAUUAGAAGAUUGAGAAAAUGUCAGACACACACGCACCACAGAGUUAUACAAGGGGAAUGCGAGUGUGCGCUGUGUGGUUGCUUUGAAAUCACAGUGUGGCUAAAGAGCUGCCCUCAGGUCUCUGUACCCGGUGACUUUGUGUCUUUAUUGGUCUUCUGUCUUCAUCGUCUUCUGUCUUUCUGUGAUGCAGACAUUGACGAGUGCAACGCUUUGGCCCAGCCGUGCAGUCUGGGAUUCAACUGCAUAAACACAGUGGGAUCAUUCAUGUGUCAGAGGAAGAUCGUAUGUAGUCGAGGCUAUCAUGCCAGUCCUGAUGGGUCCAGAUGCAUUGGUAUGAUUUGUAGCUGUCACACGUGUGCCGAGUUAGAGUUAUGAAGAAUAAUCUCAUGUUUUCCCAAUGCAUACACAAUUUAUUUUUACAUUUUUUGCAUUUAAAUUGGCUUUCUUUGAUUUUUGCAAACUUUACAUGCUGCUAAAAUAGUCAGUUUGAAGCAAAUAUGUAAAACCAUCUUGCAUUGUUGCUCAAGAAGACAUAAAACACAAUUGUUAUGGUGAUAAACUUGCUAAAGAAUUGAUAAUAAGAUGAUUUUAUGCUAUGGUAAAACAUGGAAGUGCAAGAUGGCCGCCUCUUUUGUAGGGGACCCUCUCCAAAAGGUUCAUUAUAAGUAAACAAAACAGCUUCAUUAAGGAGAUUAAACACUGAUUUAAAUAUAUACAUAAAUACUAUUAAUCCAAUUCUCCCAAGUCCACUCUGCUAAAAACCACACACUGUACCUUUAAUUUAGCUAAUUACACGCUCUUGUGCUGAAGGCUUGGCCCUAAAUAAAAUGUGUUUUGUUAUUGAAGUGGUUGCACUUUAGUGGCAUUUUCAUUUUGCAUUUUUUUUUCCAUCUCAUUUCAAACAUGUCGUCCAGAUGUGGAUGAGUGUCAGAGCAGUCUACAUCGGUGUGGAGAGGGCCAGCUGUGCCACAAUCUGCCCGGCUCCUACCGCUGUGAAUGCCAAACAGGCUAUCAGUACGACUCUUUCAGGAGGAUGUGUGUGGGUAUGUUGUUUAUAAUCAGAUCUGCUACUAUUUUUAAGUGGAAGAAGUUGAGAUUCUUGUACAUUUCUCUCUCUGCUUUGCUCGUCUUCUUAUUCUUUCCUCUCCUUCAUUGCUUCAUUCUACUCUUUCACACCAGCGUAGAGCCACCCCUCUUCUCCGCCUGACUACUCUGCUGCUCCUGUUUAUUAUUCUGCAGUGGGAGAGCUGCUGCUGCUGCCUCCCCGGCUUUACUUUGCUUUGCAGUAUAUCCACUGGGCCGAUCACGUCUCCUGCCGCAGAGGACUCCGCUCUGCCCCUGCUACUGCUGCUGCUGCUCCCUCUGUUUGUGAUUCACUGUGUUGUGACUCUCAUGAUAAUGGACUCCGCUCAAGUGUUUAGACUAUCAGCAGGCAGCUGGUCCCCUCACAUCACACUCUCGUUGACAUGCACACAUAGACACGCACAGGCAUGCACACGUAUGCCACCCAGCUCACGCUCGGUCGAUCGCACUUGCACACAUGGAUGCAAACACAUAAACGCAACACACACUAAACAGAGAUGAUGAUGACACUGCCUCUCCUUCGUCUUCCUUGCAGAUGUAAACGAGUGCUGGCAGUACCCGGGCCGCCUGUGUGCCCAGACCUGCGAGAACACCCCAGGGUCAUAUGAAUGCACUUGUACCACUGGUUUCCGCUUAUCCAGCGACGGCAAGAACUGUGAAGGUGCGAGUGUGUGCGAGUGAGUGUAUGUGUGUGUGCAUCUAUGUGUACAUGUUGGUGCAUGUGGAUGUAUGUUUUUGUGGAUUUGCGUGUGAAAUUAUCCCUCUGUGUGUGAAUGAAAAGUGCAGAUUCCCAGACAAAGCUUAUAAUAUCAAACAUCCUCCGCGCAGCAUGUUGCAAAAGAGGAUUUGCAGCUAGAGGUAUUAUAGCUGUACAUCAUCCAAUGCCUCCAAGCCAAACCAGUAAAAAACAUAAUUGGCUUAAUAACAACAUCAUGUUUAUAUGUUAGGAUAUAAACAUAGAGAAUCCUUUGAUCAAGUGAAAAGUGACAGUAAUGAGCUCAAACUGCUCAUCUGCAGACGUGAAUGAGUGUUUGGCCAGCCCAUGCAGCCAGGAGUGCGCCAACAUGUACGGAUCGUACCAGUGCUACUGCAGGCAGGGCUACUACCUGAGAGAAGAUGGGCACACCUGCGAUGGUGAGGCGCUGUUACGCACAUUUAAACCGCACUUGUUCGAAUUAUGAUGAGUCUCACAUGAUAUGAAUCCUCAUUUUUCAUCCAGACAUCGACGAGUGCACCCAGAGUAUCGGCCAUCUUUGCACCUAUAAGUGUGUGAAUGUUCCUGGCAGUUAUCAGUGUGCCUGCCCUGAAUAUGGAUACAACAUGUCUCCAAACGGACGCUCAUGCAGAGGUGAAAAGAGGACAACAACAACAAAUCGCAUGAACUAACUGUCUUGUAGUUUAUUCUCUACAUGUCCCUAAUUGAAUUCUUCUCUGUGUUAGAUUUAAAACAUUUCUGCGUCCGUUCAACUCUUCAUAAAGUGCACAGUGCUGGUUAUGCUCAGAUAAAUGUAAUUGGUCCUUUUAGAGCCGCUCAGUAAUAGCAAAGGCAAUAAAACUUUAUUGGCCGAAAAAUCUUGUCUUACUAAUUUGAAUUUUUACUGGAUCAGUUUCUACCCCCCAUAAGGACUCGUUUCUGUCACGAGUUUCAGCAAUGAGAUUUGCUCCUGUGAAUAACACACUUUUUCCUCAAGGCUCCAGGCAGUAAACCAGCCCUUGUGCAUAAAUGUGUGUUUUAGAUAUUGAUGAGUGCACCACAGGGGCCCAUAACUGCUCCUUAGCUGAGACCUGCUACAACAUCCAAGGAGGAUACCGCUGCCUUUCACUUAACUGUCCGCCAAACUACCGCAAAGUGUCUGACACGUAAGUCAUGAAAUCAAUGUACCGUUAUUAACAAUAUGAUACCUCAGUGAUCUCUGGUGAAAGCCUGACAUGCUGUUAUGUUUGGAAACUGAUAAUUGUGCGAAGAAAAGGAUCUCUGGGGUGUUUUUUCUUUUGAAAAUGAGUUGUUCUCAUAAGACCCGUUUUCCAAAUAUUCUCUUACCUCCCCCUGCAGUCGCUGCGAGCGCAUCAGCUGUCCCGACUACCUAGAGUGUCAAAACUCUCCUCUGAGAAUCACCUACUACUACCUCAGCUUCCAGUCCAACAUCGUCAUCCCCGCGCAGAUCUUCCGCAUCGGACCGUCCCCUGCUUACUCAGGGGACAACGUCAUCGUCACCAUCACGCAGGGAAACGAGGAAAACUACUUCAGCACCCGGAAGCUUAACGCCUACACGGGCGCCGUGUAUCUGCAUCGACAGGUCGAGGGUCCGAGGGAUUUCUUCAUUAAUGUGGAGAUGAAGCUUUGGAGACAGGGGACGUUCACCACGUUCCACGCCAGGAUCUAUGUCUUCAUCACAACCAGCUCACUCUAACAGCCAGAGAUGGACUUUUAAUUUGUCGAUGAGAACUUUUUACAUCACUAUUUAACAAUGUCAGAAAGUUUUGUCAUAUUGUAUACCACUGCCUGUACUUAAUCUUGCUUAUUUUUAGUUUAUAUUCAUUAAAUCCAUGAGAGUGGUGGAAAAUUAAAACAGAUAAAAGCUUCUUUUUCACCUCAGUUGCAUGAAAACCCUCUCAUGUAAAACAAUAAUUUUCAUUUAGUGCUUGAAAUUCUCAUUUUGGCAUUAUUAAUUUGCAACACUCAAAAGAACAGAUUGAAAAAUAUGUUUCAUAUUAAGACAAAAAAACUUAAAUCUAAAUCUGAAGUGAUGAGUUUAAUUAAAGAGUCAAAGAUAUUUAUUAUACUGCCAGAGUGAAACAGUUUCUAGUCAUUUUUGCUAAUAAUAAUGUAGGUGAAGCUUUUGCCUGUUUUAUAUCUUAGUUUUCUGCUCAUACCAUCCAGUUAUCAGACACUGACAUGUAAUUUAAAAACACAUAAGUGAGAGCAGAAGAAAAUCUCAUGUAGGAGCUUCAGAUUCAGUGUCUAAAUAACUUCCUCUUUUUCUAUUGUGUGCUGCUCUUCUUAUUUGAAGUAUUUUAUAUUAUAUAAUUUUAUAUAACUCUACCUGAUGUAUUUUUUUGUAUCAGACACAUUAUGAAUGGAUGUAUCAUAUUUCUAAUACUAGAUUCUUAUGUCUUUAAAAUAUUUUAGUAAAAUAUUCAAAAACACCAAA